AUGACAGAAAUUCUGGCAAUCUUUCAAAACCCCGAAUUAGCCCUCCAAGAACACACCGCCCACGACACCCUCGUCGCGGCACUGGAAUCACUAGGCCCCGCAAUCAAAGUAGCACCUCACGCUUACAACGCCCCCGCGGCCUUCGAAGCUGAAUUCGGCUCAGGGGGAAGAGUGCUUACAUUCAACGCGGAAUACGACGCCCUCCCCGACGUCGGCCACGCAUGCGGCCACAACCUCAUCGCUACAACAUCCCUCUGGGCCUUUCUGGCCGUCGCGGAAGCUCUGCAGGAGAGCAAACUCCCCGGUCGCGUCCGACUACUAGGAACCCCCGCCGAAGAAACCAUCGGAGGCAAGAUUACGCUGAUCAAAGCGGGCGCUUACAAAGAUGCCGAUGCAUGUCUAAUGGUGCACCCAACCAGCUCCAGCCACUUCCCAGAUCACAUCCUAGGCGAUGCAUUCGACAAGACGCUCGCCAUCACCACUUCCAGCGUGACGCGGCGGUGCUGGCGUAUGGCGUUGUUGCGGCAGCACGUGCGGCCGGAGGAGCGUAUUCAUGUUAUCAUUCCGGAGGGUGGAAUUGCCACUAAUGUCAUCCCUGAGAAAGUGAUGCUGGCAUUUACAGUGCGAGCACCGAUGUUGGCGCGAGCGGAGGUGUUGGACCAACGCAUUGUGAGUUGCUGUAAAGGAGCUGCGGAGGCUACGGGAUGUGAGCUGGAUAUCACGCGUAGGGAUGCGGGGGCGUAUGCGGACCUCCGUACUAAUGUAGCUAUUUGUGGGGCAUUCCAAGAUGCAAUAAAGGGGCUUGGUCUCGAGACACAGAAUAACGUGGGCCGUGAGACUACGCCGGUGUCGACGGAUCAGGGGAACGUAAGUCAUGAGUGUCCCAGUUGGCAUGGUGCCUUUGGCAUCUCGUCGGAGGGUGCGAAUCCUCACACGGUGGGAUUUGAAAAGGCAGCUGGUACUCGUUCUUCGUUUGAUCGAGCUCUAUUAGCUUGCGAAGGAAUGGCCAUUGCGGCGUAUCGAUUCUUGACAGACGAUGAACUCGCGGAGGAGGUUAGAAAGGAGUUCGAAGCUUCGCGGACUCCUUGA
This is a messenger RNA of Mytilinidion resinicola, 1089 nucleotides long. RefSeq lists its product as uncharacterized. Gene Ontology annotation, molecular function: dipeptidase activity. The coding region runs from base 1 to 1089 and encodes 362 amino acids. NCBI's taxonomy places the organism in Eukaryota, Fungi, Ascomycota, Dothideomycetes, Mytilinidiales, Mytilinidiaceae. The transcript is spliced from 3 exons. The record is from RefSeq and is a predicted model, not a curated record.